UUUAUUUGUUGCUAGCUGGUUGUGCAAGAGAAGUAGAUAUAACGCCCGUUCCCUCUCCAGUAAUCCCAUGGAUUAACGUUUGUCUGACACGGAGACCACUACCCUGCAAUUUCCUCAAGACACCUAGUUUUAACGCUAGGCCACAGCAGAAAGUGAUUGCAUAGCUUCAAUUUUCGAUAAUUUGGUACUGUACGUUAUUGCAAUUUGUCUAUGAUCAACACAUGCACGUUUUCGAACAUCGGUAUUCUUGUUCACGUGUGGUAAAUAUCUUCGAUAUCAGUCACAAUCGUGAAGUCGUUUAAUAUAUUUAUAUCAGCAAACAUAACAUACACCACAUAAUGAGGGGACGAGGGAGAGGUGGGCGUGGCCGUGGGGGCAGGGGCCGACGAGGAGGUAGGUCGGGCAGUCAUUCAGCUAGUGCCCCGACAGAAGGGACAUCGUCCGACAGUCAAGUAGAGGUGAAGGAACUCAGCGUUGACACAGACUUGCAGGCAUUCUUUGUUGGUAAUGCGUCGGUAGCACAACACUAUGCUGCCCAAAACCAGAACACGCAGAGGUAUGCAGCAGGCAUGGCUGUCCUGCAGAAGAAUGGCGUGGAGAUCGUACAGAAUGCAAGGAUUCGAGCAUUGGCAGCAGCUUGGGCUAGAAAAGAUUUUGAUUUAUCAAACGCUUUUCUAAAAGAUCGCGAUAACUUUGGACUGGUUGAGGUACUGAAGGCCUUACAGCUGAUAGAUUCAGGGCGACAAAUACGAGCAAAGGAGAAACAGUUGCGCAUUCUUCAGAUAUCUACAAACAAGGUGUCACCUAAAACAAUGGGCAAACUCAAGUCAGACAUUGACAACUUAAAUGCCUUAAAGCCGCCUUUCGGUACAGCCAGUGGAGCCGUGUGUAAACAUAUACGUCGAUGGGUGCAGACCUUCACAACUGAGGAGCUGGAGUUUUAUUCACUGUAUUUUCCCAAACAGCCGUGGCAGAAAUUGGCUGACCUCUGCCACUUCAAUCCAGAGAAGGACUUCCCAGCCCUGACCUGGUUCCUGCCCUAUUGUUUCGGUAAGGACGCCCCGGAGGGAUCUAUGACCUAUCGAUGCCAGCAUCUGACAACUGAAAACAUCAACGAGGUAAUCAAAGAGUUCCCCAUCCCGUACAGCCUUGCCAAGCAGCACAAGGAUGGCUUCACACCCGAGUCCAAAGCUCGCAUUGCUGCCUAUGAGCCCAAACUGGAUACCAUUCUUUGGUAUUAUGAGGAUAUUGGUCAGAACUGUUCAGAUGUCGACAAAAUAAUUGCAGACAGGAUGAAGGCAGGUGAGGAAGUAAAACUGCAGUUGGGGAAGCUGAUGGACCGUCUACUGAUGCUGAAGAUGUACCGUGAAAAUAUCCCAUCCAAACUGUACUACGGGCAGAAAUUGGAACGCAGUGUGGAUGAGAACAAAGCCCCAUUUAUUCAACAGCUCGCCGUGUAUGGCAACAAACGACUGAAAGAAAUCAGUUUAUCUCUUGAGGCUCCCAUUGUGGUGAGUGGAGAUGCCUCGGGCUCCAUGGAGAUUGCCAUCAGGACCAGUGUCAUCAUAUCGGGUAUCCUCGCCGCCAUCUGCUCUGCAAAGCUCAUCUUCUUCAAUAACGAUUUUCGCUACCCUAGCUCCGUUCCUACAAAUAUAGAGGAGGUCCUAGAACUGGCUAUAGAAACCAAAGCCGGUGGAGGGACAAGUCCAGCGGCUAGUCUGUGGCCGUAUUACGAGAAGAAGGAAGUUAUCAAGACAUUCAUUAUGGUUACAGAUGAAGAGGAGAACAGCGGGUAUAAGAAUCACAGGUUUGCAGAGCUGUACCAGAAAUACUAUGAUGAGGUAUACCCAAUGCGCUUAGUUUUCGUGUCUUUCCUGAGAGAUCAGCACGCUGAAGGCCAAAUGGUCCGGGAAUUGAAAUCCAAGGGACACAACCCAUUACAGGUGAAAUUCCAUCAGACUCAGCCAGAUCUGACAAAACUGGACAAAAUGUUUGGAACUCUGUCGUCAGAAUCUCUUACUUUUGAAGAGGAAGUGACAGCAAUGGAGUCAAGCAUUAGAGACCAGGGGUUGGCAAACGUGUUUCAGAAAGUCGACCUCUCGUCUCAGUCAAAAUGAGAAACACUGAAUAUUUUUUUUUUUUUGAGGACCCUGAGGGAGAUUAGCCUUUGGCUAAAUCAGGUUUUUAAUCCUCAAUGAAUAAAGUUAUUAUCAUUAUUAUCAUCACUUUUUCAAACUAAGCAUAUUCUUGUUGUUAAUUUUUAUUUUCUUUAUGAUAUUGAACAUCACUGGCAUAUGAAUAUAUGGUAUGUCAAGAAAGUCAGGUAAAGCACUUUUUAUGCACUGGGACAAAGAUUAUCUCCCUUGAAUUACAAAGUAAGAGUCUGGAUUAUCAUAAAUAAGAUGAAACAUACACAGUCCAUGUUGGGCAAUGCCACAAUUCUGUUAUCACAGUUAAUCUAUUUUCAGAUUGAAAUUUAUUGAAUGCCUACAUGAGACAUCUAUAUACAGUAUCUUUUCUUUUUCUUUUUACAUUCUAAGUAUAAUUAACUAUUUAGCCUUUGGUGAUUUAAAAUUAAUUCAGGAUAUCAAAAUGAAUGGUACUUACGAUUUUACCACAUAUCAUGAUCCAGGGUCCAGUUGCUCAAGGCCUUAUAUUCUUACUGGAAUACUAAAUACAAUUUUCAAUUCAUAUGUUCACUGUUUUGUCCGUCUGUCUGUAAAGAUUUUCUGAGCUGUAAUUUCUGUCUCGCAGAAGAUAGCUAGGUGCAAUUUUAGGGUUAAAUGUAGGAAGGCAAGGCUGUGUGUAGCAAACCAUAGUUAAGUCUGUACGCCCAAGGUCAAGGUCACAAUGAGGUUAAAGGUCAAAUUCAUUAUCUUUGCCAUCACUUCUGACUCUCUGAUAGCUCUAUGAAAUGUAGAUAUUUGUAGGAUGUGUCGCCGACUUUUUCCGGGAGCAUAAUCUAUCGGUUUUACUGAUUUUAUUUUAUUUUUUUAAGGGUUCCAAGGCAAACAUUCUGAACCCCUUUUACCUGUAUUUUCUUUGAGUUAUAAAUUCAAUAUCGAAAUGAUACGUUAUGGUUUUGAGUUGAAUAUCAUAUAUAAUUUAUGAGUAUGACAGAAUACAUUGUAUAUGUAAUAUAGUAUUUAACAGGUUAACCAUUACAUCUUGCAUUUAUGACAUUAUUUAUUUAAAGUGAUACAAAGCAAACAUUGUUGCUAAAAGAAAGUGUGCGAAUCAGCGUAAUAUUUGACGUCAUGUUCCAAUGACGUCAUGCUUGGCAACAAGUCAUAGCACCAUUUCUAAUGGAUUGAUUACUAACCCAAUUCUGCAUUUUGCUGUCAUUUUGAUAUUUCAUAUUAAAUCAAACAUGGUUAUUUACAUUUUACAUUUUUAGGUCACCUGAGCUAAAGCU
Molecule: messenger RNA, 3415 nt
Organism: Mizuhopecten yessoensis (Yesso scallop)
Lineage: Eukaryota; Metazoa; Mollusca; Bivalvia; Pectinida; Pectinidae
Exons: 8
Coding region: 339-2117 (592 amino acids)
Source: RefSeq, a predicted model, not a curated record